GCCGGCCAUGCAGCGACUCGUCGCUUUUCUGCUGUGCGCGACUGCCCUCGUCGGCGUCCCGUCGCAAGGUGCGAGUGCAGGCCCCCGGCUGAACAAUGGCUGGCUUUACCGAUUCCACUACAAUGUGGAGCUUGGCCUGAACCGACCCAGGGCAUCUGCCAGGGGGACUGCUGGCUUCCAGAUCUCCAGCGAUGUAGACAUCAGCCUGACCUGGAGGAACCCAGAGAACCAGGACGAGCAGCUGCUCCGUGUCCAGAUCUCAAAUGUUCAGCUGCAGAGUGCAGUUCAACGCUCGGGUAAGAACAACAUCUUCCAUGGUUCUACAACAGAGAGCAUUCUGGGUAGAGAAAAGCUGGAGGCACUGCAGAGACCCUUCAUGUUGCUCUGGAAGAUGGGCAAGAAGGUUCCAACAGGACAGGAAACAGGCCGUGUACUGCAACCAUGGUCAGUGGUCAAAUGUGAAAGUUCAAUGACAGAGCUAACAAUUUAUAGGAACUUCCUAAAAAGCACGCACACACACUCACACUCUCGUAGACUCACACACACACAGACACAUGCACCUACAGACAGACAAGCUGGUUAAUUUAUCAAGAGAGAAAGUGGUUGGAAGGAACAGCAGAGAUAGAAGGAAUGACUAAGGGAGAGAUGGGGAGAGGAAAGGGAGGGUGUGUGUGUGUGUGUUUGUUUGUGUGUGUGUGU
This is a messenger RNA of Electrophorus electricus (electric eel), 699 nucleotides long. RefSeq names its product microsomal triglyceride transfer protein-like. Gene Ontology annotation, biological process: cholesterol homeostasis; lipid transport; lipoprotein metabolic process. Lineage: Eukaryota; Metazoa; Chordata; Actinopteri; Gymnotiformes; Gymnotidae. Gene Ontology annotation, cellular component: basolateral plasma membrane; Golgi apparatus; endoplasmic reticulum. The record is from RefSeq and is a predicted model, not a curated record.